This is a messenger RNA of Diabrotica virgifera virgifera (western corn rootworm), 6462 nucleotides long. RefSeq names its product zinc finger protein OZF-like. Gene Ontology annotation, molecular function: DNA-binding transcription activator activity, RNA polymerase II-specific; RNA polymerase II cis-regulatory region sequence-specific DNA binding. Lineage: Eukaryota; Metazoa; Arthropoda; Insecta; Coleoptera; Chrysomelidae. The record is from RefSeq and is a predicted model, not a curated record. Gene Ontology annotation, cellular component: nucleus. Bases 378 to 1787 code for a protein of 469 amino acids. Gene Ontology annotation, biological process: regulation of transcription by RNA polymerase II. The transcript is spliced from 2 exons.
AAUACAGUGUGCAGGUCGCAAGUUACAAAUAUAUUUUGUAUUUCUACUUGCACCCUUUUAAAAGUUUUGUACCGGAAACAUGGAUUUACUCCUAAUCAAUAAACUGAAAAAGUUUACAUUUUAUUAGUUUGAUUAAGGAAUCAUUGAAAAUACUUCUUAUUAUUAAAAAAUGUAUGGCAACAUUUUGAGAGCUUCUGGUUUUCAGGUUAGAUGUCGAUGUCAUCGUGUCAACUGUCAAAACCGUUUUGGGUCAAAACUUUUGACACUAUUUGACAGUUUGCUGAAGAUUAAUAAAUAUAAACAUUAUUGUUUAUUUUCAAUUUUAAGCCGCAUAUAUACAUGGGCAAUAUUUUUUUAAAAUAAUUACAGAUAAUUCAAUGGAGGUAAAACAAGAACAAAACAAUUUUCUUGAAGACGAAGAAUGUAAUAUUAAAAUAGAAAUUGUUGACUAUCCUGUGAAGACUGAAAUAAUUGAAGACUUUUCUGAGUCUCAUUCUCUCAAUGCUGAUGCAGACAAUUCUUUUGAUAGCUGGAAUCCUUCAGACCAAAAAGAUGUAAAAGUUAUUACAGAAAACAUCAAAUUAGAGGAGGAUAAGUUGGAGUUAAUUCAUGAAAAUGAUUCCCUCCAUAUAAAAAGAAGAAAAGGAAAAUUACACAUAUCUAAAAUGUGUUCCAAACUGUUUAAUCAAGCAGGUGAUUUGGAAACACACCACACUGGGAUAAAACCUCACAAUUGUCAAAUCUGUCAGAAGCAAUUUCCUUCAAAGGCGCGUUUAAAAGUGCAUAUGAGAAUUCACACUGGUGAAAAACCUUAUAAAUGUAAAAUUUGCUCGAAGUUGUUUGCUCAGAAAUCUAAUUUAAAUACACAUAUGUUGAAAUUCCACUCUGGACCGAAAUCUCACACGUGUGACAUUUGUUUGAAACAGUUUAAUAAAGCAAGUGAUUUGGAAAAACAUUACAUUACAAUACACAUUGGAGAGAAUCCUUACAAUUGUGAGACAUGUUGUAAGCAGUUUGCUUCAAAAAAUAAUCUAAAAGUGCACAUGAGGAUUCACACAGGCGAAAAACCUCACAAGUGUGAGGUUUGCUCUAAGUCAUUUAACCAAAAAUCUAACUUAAAUAUACAUAUGAGAAAGCACACUGGACAAAAAUCACGCACCAAAGAAAAACUUCACAAUUGUGAGAUAUGUUUUAAGCCGUUUAUUUCACAAAGUCAUUUAAAAGCGCAUAUGAUAAUUCACACGGGUGAAAAACCUCACAAGUGUGAAAUUUGUUAUAAGACGUUUAACCAAAAAUGUAACUUAAAUAUGCAUAUGACUUUGCACUUUGGAGAAAAAUCUCACGAAUGUGAGGUUUGUUUUAAACGCUUUAGUAAAGCAGGUGAUUUGAUAACACAUGUUAGAGUUCACACAGGUGAAAAACCUUAUGUAUGUAAAAUUUGCUGUAAGUUGUUUUCUCAGAAAUCUAAUUUAAGUGCGCACAUGAAAUUGCACAUUGGAGAGACAUAUCACACGUGUGACAUCUGUUUAAAACCGUUUAAUGAAGUCCAUGAUUUGGAAAAACAUGUUAAAAUACACAUUGGAGAAAAUCCUCACAAUUGUGAGACAUGUUUUAAGCCGUUUACUUCACAAAGUAAGCUAAAGAUUCAUAUGAGAAUUCACACAGGUGAAAAACCUCACAAGUGUGAAAUUUGUUCUAAGCUGUUUAACCAAAAAUCUAAUUUAAAUACACAUAUGAAAUCGCACAGUAUACAAAAAUCACACACUGGAGAAGAAUUUCACAAUUGAAGGGGUAUAAGUCCACAAUACCUGGUUUUGACAAAACCCAAAAAAGCUAAUUAGUUUAAAACCUUAUGAUAUGAAACUUUUUCAUAUGGAAUAUAGAGAGAAACUAGUAGAGUGACAUGAAUGUAAUACAGCAAAUUUGGCUUUAAAAACUAUUAGGGCAAAAUAACAGUUUUAAGGGCUGGGACUUGUUUCCUUAAGGACUGGGACGUAAGUGCAGUCUUGAUAGUUCUGAGAUAAUCCGCUUCAAAGUUAUUUGAGUUUUAUAAAUUCUAGGAGUCAUUAAACUAAAAAAUGUCUAGUGUACAAUGUUGUAUAAAAUGAUAGAAAUAUAAGGGGAUAUUAAUACUCUUACUAUAUUCUUCCGUUUUUCAAUUAUUACAAAAAUGUACUUGACUUGGUACAUGGUGUUGAUAAAUGUUACUAGUAAAACAGUUCAAGUGCAAAUGAAAGUUUUUCUGGUACUAUCUUUAGCCCCCCAGUAUCAUAGGAAUAGAAUUUUUUUUCGAAUGCGAUGUUUUAAAGUAUCAUAUAAAUGCUAUAGUCGAUUUAAAUCUGAUCUGGACUAAAUUCUGGCCAAUAUAAUUUUUAAAUUCAAUAUCAUCAAGGUAGAUAUUCACUGUUCUAGCGACAUGAAGAUGUGCAUUCGCACCACUAUCUCAUAUCCAAUCAUCAUCAUUCUCUUUGCCUUAUCCCUAUGCGGGAUCGGCUUCCCUAAUUGCAUUUCUCCACACAAUUCUAUCCUGGGUUAUAUCAAUAUUAAUCCCCUUUACCAACAUGUCCUGCCUAAUCGUCUCCCCCACGUCUUCUUUGGCCUUCCUCUCCUACUCUUUCCAGGAAUCUACACUUCAGCUACUCUUCGUAUUGGAUGAUUAACGUCUCGACGUUGAACAUGACCAAAUCAUCUCAACCUAUGCUCUCUCAUUUUGGCAUCAAUUGGUGCCACACCUAGACUUCCCCUAAUAUACUCAUUUUUAAUUUUAUCCUUUCUUGUCACUCCACUCAUCCAUCUAAGCAUUCUCAUCUCCGCCACAUGCAUUCGUUGUUCCUCUUUCUUUUUCACUGCCCAACAUUCAGUUCCGUACAUCAUAGCCGGUCUUAUGGCUGUUUUAUAGAAUUUUCCUUUCAGCUUCAUUGGAACUUGUCUGUCACACAACACACCACUCGCUUCCUUCCACUUCAUCCAUCCAGCCCUAAUUCUACUGCAUUCAUCUCCAUCUAUUUCUCCAUUACUCUGUAAUACCGAUCCCAGGUACUUAAAACUAUUGCUUUUUACAAUCAGUUCAUCAUCCAAAGGUACCAUUUUAUUUAUAGUAACUCCAUCUUUAACAAACACCCUCAGCGCCACGGGUGGUUCACAAAAUUUUCAUUCUGGGCCAAAAUGUUUUUUGGGCGAAUAGAGUUUUUUAUGUUAUUUUAGGGUGACUGAAGCAUUUUUUUUAUUUAUUUGCAGUUUAUUUUCGUAUUUUUCUAUUUUUGUAUGUUUAUAUGAAUUUCUAGUUACAUACAACCUAUCUUUUCAUGUUUACGUGUCUAAGACCAAACCCAGUUAUACCAGCAAAUCGGCUCAGGCCAUAACAUUAUUCUCUACAUAUAAAAACUUAAGACAGUAUGUCCUUUUAGGAGACACAACCGAUCGAACACAACGAGACAGGUGUAUCUUUUUCGGUACACAGCGUUGAGGACAGUGUGUAUCUAAAAAGAUACACUGGCGCUGAGGGUGUUAAAUGAACAUUCCAAAUACUCUGUCUUUGUCCUACUAAGUUUUAAACCUUUUUCCUCCAGAGCUCGUGUCCACUGUUCCAGUUUUUGUUCUAAGUCUCUUUCACUAUUUCCUACUAACACGACAUUAUCAGCAUACAUUAAGCACCAUGGAAUGCUACCCUGUAGUUUCGCUGUUAUCUGGUCCAAAACUAAUGAGAAUAAAUAAGGACUAAGCACCGAGCCUUGGUGCAAUCCUACCUUCACAUGAAAUUUAUCAGUCUCUCCCACACCUGUCCUAACACUAGUCGUUACUCCAUCAUACAUAUCCCUCACAAUCUUGACAUAUGCACCAGGGACUCCUUUCUUAUUGAGUGCCCACCACAGAAUCUCUCGAGGAACUCUAUCAUACGCUUUCUCAAGAUCAAUGAAUACCAUAUGAGCGUUUGUUUCUAUACUGCUGUAUUUUUCCAUCAACUGCCUUAUAAUGAAAAUUGCGUCUUUUGUUGAUCUGCCCUGCAUAAAGCCAAAUUGAUUCUCGGAUAUGUCAAUCUCUUCACGUAUCCGUCUAUCAAUUACUCUCUCCCAUAUUGUCACGGUGUGGGUAAGCAGUUUUAUAGCCCUGUAGUUUGUACAUUGCUGUAUAUCUCCCUUGUUUUUGUAAACAGGUAUACUGCUUCUCCAUUCGUCUGGCAUUUGUCCAACUUCCAUAAUUCUAUUAAAUAAACCUGCUAGCCACCUUGUUCCUGUCUCUCCCAAUGCUCUCCAUACUUCCCCAGGAAUAUCAUUUGGUCCUACCGCUUUUCCUUUCUUUAUUUUUUGAAGCGCUUGAGCCACUUCCUUGUUUGUUAUUUUGGUGACCAUUGCUGCUACUGUAUCCGUUGACUCCACAGGCUGUCUGUCAAAUUCUUCAUUUAAUAAGCUGUCGAAGUACUUUCUCCAUCUCUUUUUGACAUCCUUUUCGUGAACUAGUAUUUUAUUAUUUUCAUCUCGGAUACAUCUAAUAUGAUUAAAAUCUUUUGCUUUCUUUGCUCUCUGUUUGGCUAUUUUAUAUAUCUUGGUUUCGCCUUCCCUGGUAUCAAGUUGAUCGUAUAGGUUUGAAUGCGCUUCUGCUACUGCUACUUUCGCUUGCUUUUUCGCGACCAUAUAGUUUUGAAGAUCUGUGUUGGAUCUGGUUUCUUGCCACUUUUUAUAUAAUUUUCCCUUCUCUUUUAUUUUUCCGUUUACUUCGUUUGACCACCACCAAGUCUCUUUAUCCUCAAACUUUUUUCCUGACGUUUUCCCCAGUAUUUCAAUAGCAGUCUCUCUAAUACUACUGGCCAUUUUUCUCCAAAUUGUAGUAGGACUUCCUUUCAUGUUCCAACAUAUUUUCUCUACUAUUCUUUCCCUGAAUAGACCUUCUUUCUCACCUUUUAGCAUCCACCACUUGAUUUUUUGUGGUCCUCUUCGAUAUUUUGGUUUAGUUUGUUUCACUUUUUACUUCGAUGUCCAGAACAACCAGCUUAUGUUGUUGGCUUACUGUCUCACUAACUAUUACCUUGCAGUCCUUGCAUUCACGUAUGUCUUCUUUCCUUAUCAUGAAAUAGUCUAUUUGGGAUUGAUGUUGUCCACUUUUGUACGUAAUAAGUUGAGUUUCUCUCUUUUUAAAGAAUGUGUUAACAAUCGUCAUAUCUAGUGCUGUUGCUUACUCAAGCAUAUCAUCUCCAGCUUCAUUUGUAGUUCCAAAGCCUAAUCCCCCAUGUAUUGCUUCGUAUCCUGCCUUGGCUUGGCCCACAUGUGCAUUGAAGUCACCUCCUAUUAUAACUUUCUUCUCAGACGGAAUAUCACUUAGGACGUCUCCUAAUUAGUCAUAGAAAGCUGUUCUUUCAUUCUCACCCAGACCUGUUUGAGGAGCAUACACACACACACAACAUUCAAUACCUCUUUAUCAAUUACAAAUUUCACUGACAUCAUUCUAUCACUCGUUCUUACAACUUCCACUACGUUAUCUUUCAUUUCACUAUCAGCAAUUAUACCAACUCCAUUUCUAGUGUUACUACUCCCUGCAUACCACAAUUUGUAUCAUUCACCUAGUUCUUUUGCCCUUUGUCCUUUCCACCUAGUUUCUUGAAUGCAAGCAAUUUGAACUCUCCGUUUGAGCGCAUCCACUAACUCCAGACUCUUACCUGUAAGACUACCAAGAUUCCAUGACCCUAUCCUGAUUUUUCUAACCUGCAAUGGUGUUCCCCCUGAGAUAGUUCUCACCCGGAGAUCCGAACGGAGGCUCAUUUUACUUCCGGAACAUUUUACCUCAGGGGAUGCCAUCAUUUCAGUAUAAGUUUUUAUUGCAUUUGGAGAAGGUAUUUUCAUUAUUAUGGCCUGAAAAGAUUUUUGGAUAUUUGAUGCCUGAAUGACUUUUCUAUCGGCACCAUACCCUGCCCUGCACGUUUAGCCAAUACACCAGCAAUGCAACCAACGUGCAGUAUUACCCCACACCCGCCUGCAUUUUUGUGUAUAGGCCAGGAUCCCUACUGUAAGGACUGCCCUAUAAGCCAAUGUAUUGUUGCCUGUACACUAGGAGGCACGUACUUUAUUCGGGAUACCCAAUAUUCAUUGUCCCUCACAAAAGAUGGAAAAAGCAAGCAAAGUGUAUUACAAAGAGUUGAAAACCACAGAAAAUGUUUUACCGGUUUCAGAAAGGCAACUUUUAUCAAUCUUUAAAGAAAUCUUUACUGAUGUUACUAUUUUCCAUCAAUUUGCAACAGCUUUGUGCAUUCCUUUAUAUUCAGAUGUAUAAUUAGCUAUGUGUUGUUUUUUUAACCAGGAUAAUUUUCAUAGUUAGGUACUCAAGAUAUAUUGAGUACUAUAAACGUGAACUAUGAGAAUAAACGUGAAAAAUUAUUAAUAUUUAUUAUAUUUUAAUUCCCAUAUUAAACUUGUUAUCAUGGCCUAUGAUUUUUUUUCUGAACGUAUAUGUAAAAUAAAAUUUAAAACUGAG